Messenger RNA from Schistocerca piceifrons (Central American locust), 353 nucleotides. RefSeq names its product Golgi-associated PDZ and coiled-coil motif-containing protein-like. The transcript is spliced from 3 exons. The record is from RefSeq and is a predicted model, not a curated record. Gene Ontology annotation, biological process: negative regulation of protein localization to cell surface. Gene Ontology annotation, cellular component: trans-Golgi network transport vesicle; Golgi apparatus; membrane. The coding region runs from base 18 to 329 and encodes 103 amino acids. Lineage: Eukaryota; Metazoa; Arthropoda; Insecta; Orthoptera; Acrididae. Gene Ontology annotation, molecular function: transmembrane transporter binding.
UUUCUGAAAACGAAAACAUGGCUGCAACGGGUUUAAGCUUUCGGUGGCUUGACAUACUAGAAAAAGAAUUUGACAAGGCAUUUGUGGAUUUAGAAAUAUUAAUCGAUGAAUUUGAUUCGGAAGAGCCUGAUGUUGUUUAUACAGCGCGACAGAAAAUGGCAACACUGAGCUCCUGUUUCGCACAGCUGACUCAUAAAGCUCAAACAAUUUUUCAGAACAGCGCCAAGGUUGAGGAAUUGUUGUCCUUCGUUAAUUCAGUGGUCAGUUUGGAACGUUAUGAAAUAAAUAGUAAAGCGUGUUGGCGUUGUGCAGUAGAGAGGAAGAUUUAAAGUAGAGCAUAAAGAAUAUUGACC